This is a messenger RNA of Camponotus floridanus (Florida carpenter ant), 5727 nucleotides long. RefSeq names its product centrosomal protein of 162 kDa. The coding region runs from base 93 to 4475 and encodes 1460 amino acids. Gene Ontology annotation, cellular component: centrosome; centriole; axonemal microtubule. The transcript has 6 exons. The record is from RefSeq and is a predicted model, not a curated record. Gene Ontology annotation, biological process: cilium assembly. NCBI's taxonomy places the organism in Eukaryota, Metazoa, Arthropoda, Insecta, Hymenoptera, Formicidae.
ACAAAAAGUAUGGCAGGUGUCAAAGAAUUUGGGGAAGAUGACCGAUUGUAUACAGUGUUUUAAGUUAAUUUCAUUUGCGGCUAAACAGUGAAAUGUCUUCGGAUACUGUAAAAUCGCCGCGAAUCGAAGAUUUGAUCUCCUCAGAAGAUGAUACUUUGGGAUCCUCCGUAAGUCUGAGUGUUGGGGAGAAUUCAGUGCGCAUUAAGAAAAAAGCCAAAUCUACCAAAGAAAUUGAACAAUUAUUGGCUGAUAAGAAACACACGCAAGAUAAAUGGUGGUUGAAGAGACCUGAAACACGCCUAGAUAUCUUAAGUGCCAAGAAUGCGGACACAAAGAUGAAGCAGUCUCCUACUCCUACAUCGGAUGUCAGCUCUUCCAUGAAAGAGUUUCUUGAGAAAGAAAGGAUGUGCAAAAUAGCGUCGAAAAGCGAAGGAGAACUGAAAGACAAAGAUGAUACAUUAUGCGAUAUACUUGCAUCUGCAGCUUUUGAUAAAUAUCCAUCAGAUUUUGAAAAUGCUACUGAUGAAGAUAUUGGUAGUAUAUUGGAGGAAAUGAGCAAGAUUGCUGGUGCAUUAAGUCCUAAUUCAGGCCCUGAACGUACCAAAUCUGUUGAUUCCAGUAAGAAUCCUACCGAAGAAGAAAAGUCAGUAGAAGAAUUAUUAGAGGAAGCCGAGAAAUUAGUGAAGAAAAAUAGUAAUACUCUGUCAAAAAGUAUAUCCAAAUCUGAUACUUUAGUACCGGAAAAUAAUCAAGACGAAAGCCUCAAUAGAGUAAGGCAAUUAGAAGCUGAUAUUUUUCAAUUAAUAGAAGAAGAAGUUUAUAAAGAAACAGAAAAGAUAAAGAGAAGUCCGAAAAAUGAGAAAAAACGAGAAAAUAGUCCCGGAUUUGAAAUUGUUUAUGAAAGCCUAAAUAGUUUGAAACCACCAAAGACACUGGAACUUCAAAGGAAAAAGUUUGAGGAACAAAAAGUCGAAAUAUCGAGCAGUUCCGAUUUGGAUGAUCCGAUUGAGAGACAUUCCAAGUCCGAGGAAUUAAAAAGCACAAAGAAAAUAGAAAUAGAAAAGGAAAAUCUGCAGAAGGAAAUCACGGACGUAGACAAGAAUUUUUUUGAAGAUUUCUUAAGGAAAUCCAAAGAAAAGGCGGAAGGUAGAAUAUCCGGGAGUUCCAGUUUCGGGCAAGAAGAUUUCUCACAUUUCUUGAAGCUGCUUCAAGGACAAAACAUAGAUAAGAAAGAGCCAGAAUCAAAAGAACCUAAUGUAGUCUAUGAUCUUUUGAAAUCGACCAAUGCAAAUCGUGAACUAUCCAAUGUAGAGGAUCAGCUAGUUAAUGGCAAAACUCCCGAGUUUCCGGAAAAAGAAUUUUCUGAGAUAUUAGGAAAGGAAUUAUCAGAGGCUAAAGGUGUACAUGUUGAACAUGAAAUUAAUGAAAGUGAUUCCAGUGUUAGUGAAAGGCAUUCUAAACGAGCAUCUAGUUCUCCAUUAAUUGCGGCAACAUUCUUGCAAAAUUCUAAUAAAAAAUCUAAAAAAUCUGUAUCAACAGACGUAGAAAGAGAAAGUAAUAAAAAUAUAACAGAAGACAAUAAAAAGAUGAAUUCUGAAGGUGAAUUAUAUACAGUGGGAUUGACACCAAGAUUAGAACUGUUUGCAGAUGCAAUACCCAAACUUAUGGCUGAGAAAUUAAGUGAAAAUGUAAAAGAGAAUGUAGAAAAGACAGAUUUGGUGCAUAAAAAAUCUAUAUGCACAGAAGGAAAGAUUGAUACAAAAAAGGAAAAUUUGGAUAUUGCCAAAGCAUCCAAAGUUUCUAGGAUGAAUCAUCAAGAAGUGUCUGGUCACAGUGUUUUGAAAAAAACAACAGAUGUAUGUAAAGCCGAUCGCGUAGUUAGUGCACCGAGCAAUAAGCAAUUGAAGAAAGAAAUAAGAUUUUGUAAAUCCAAGAGCUAUGAUCAAAUAUGCCAGCCUCCUCUGAGAACUUCUCUCGAAAAUAUCAGAGUUAACAAAGCAUCAGAUGCAUCUAAGAAAUCUGUAAAUUUGGUUUCUAAAAAAUCACCAAUGGUAAAACCAAAAGUGCAAUCCAGAUCAAUUCCUAAAACAAUAUCGAAGCCUAAUGUAUUUCCAAAACCAAAAAUGGAUUCUGCCAAAACCGGAUCUACAUCUAGUUUACCAGCUGCGUGCAAAGGCUCUCAAUUAAAGUCGCCUGACAGUUACAGGAAAAAUUUAAUGGCUGCUGGAGAUUCGAAACAGAUUACCAUGAAACGUGAUUGGGAAAUGUUAUGCCGUGAGGAGAGGCAUAGGAAUGCGCUUCUAAAGCAACAAUUGGAAGCCGAGGCGAAGCUGUAUAAAAAUCAAAUCGAAGAGAUGCGUACGUCCUUCGAGACUGAACUGUUUGCCUUGAAGAAACAGAAUAUAAUUUUGAAAGCAAGAGUCGAUGAGCUUUCUCUGAACGAGAGGCUCGUGGAAGUUCCAGUCAAGAAUGAUACAAAAAUCAUUCUUUUAGAACAAGAAUUGGAAAAGCAGGAGAAUCUAAUCCGCGCUUACGAGACCGAAAACAAGAAAUUGAUACAAGAUACCAAACGUAUGCAAGAGGAAUUGAAAAAUUUGCAGUCAAAACAAAAGAUUACGGUAUCGGAGGCAAACGACAUGCAACAGCUCACUGAUCGGGUGAAAGAUCUUCAGGAAGAGACAUUGAAAUUGAAUCUCGAAGUGUCCGAAUUAAAAGAGAAAAACGCCGAUUGCUUACUGAAAAACGACGAUUUGAAUCAACAAAACAGUUUACUCACGGACGAAUUGGAAAUGUUCAAGGAGCAGUUGAGAGCAAAAAACAACUUCAUUACAGAUCGAUUACAAGUGAUGAGCACCGCGGAAUUAGAACUGAAGAAACAGAUAGAAGAUUUAAGUAUUAAAUUGAGCUCAAAAUCAGAGCACCUACGAGUAACGAAACAGGAGCUAGAGAAGUUUCAACGAGACGUAUUGCCUUUAGAGAAAGAACUGAUGGAACUCAGAAUUAAGGAGGGAAAUCUCCAGGAGAAAUUGCAUAUAAGCAAGAGUCACAUCGAACGUGAAAAGCAGCUGACUCAGAAACUCAAGGAUCAAGUUAUUCUAGACAAUAAGAAAAUCAUAGAUCUUAACAGGCAAGUACGCGAAUUGGAGCGUAUACUCAAGAGGAAGAAUCCAGAUUCAGUCUCGGCUCUCAUAUUGACUGCCAAUUCGGAACAGGAAAAAAUUGGUUCCGAGAAAGUAAAACUUCUGGAGGAAAGAAUAGCGAGUCUCGAAAACGAGAUUAAAGAUAAGGAGAAUAUCGCGCAGCAAAAUUUAGUUGACUUGCAGAAAAAAUUUUCUGACAUGAAGGAGAAAUAUAUGACGCAGAUAACGGAGUUGGAGGCGAAACUAUUGGAAGCUACCGCAAAAGAACAUAAGUUAUAUAAUGACAUGUUCACGCAGACAGUCAGGCAUGUCGAGAGCAAAAGUGUCGAGACUAACAAGAGAGACGAUAAAACUUCGGCGAAAGAAGAAGAGAAGAAAGAUCAAAAGGCGAUGAAGGUUGGACCAAAGUCUCAAAAUCCUAAAGAGGACGCGCAUCUUAUCGCUACUAUAAGAGGCUUGAAACUGGAAAUCACGAAUAAAGAUAAAGCAAUCUCGAAGAUAACCAAGGAAUAUCAGGAGUUACAGAAGACGAACCGGAGAUUGCAGAAGGAACGAGAGAAAUUAUUAAAUGAUCGGAGAAGUUUCAGAAGCAUGGAUUUUGAGAAAGCGUUUCGAGGAAUGAAAAACGGCGAAGGAAACGAUCAAAAUUCAAAUGUCUAUCAAAACGGACACGUUUCUGACUCGCAAAGACUGUCGUCGUCGACACCAAAGUUGUACGAUCCGAUGCAGUACACGGAAAACGGCAAGAACGGUGUCAUCAAAAAGUUAACUAAUGAAAACGACAUUUUGAAAGAAGAACUAAACAAGAUAAACAAGGACUUUAUGGCUCUAAAAAGCAAGAGACUACAUGAUUUGAAUCUCUUGCAAGAGGAACACGAACGAGAAAUGGCUACUCUUGUGAAAGAAUAUAGCAUCAAAUUUGGAGAUUCUAAAGUGGUAAAGUUACAGGGCCAGGUUAAUACUCAGGGAGCGAUUAUAUCGCAUUUAAAGGAACAGAUCGAAAAGUUUAGAGAUUACAAGGAACAAGUAGUUGUGCUGAAGGCCGAAAGAGAGCAUUUAGAGAACAAAGUGAAAACGCUGACCGAGAAAGUCAAGUACUUAUCAACACCGGAAACGGAACAAUUGCAGUUGUUGCAGGAUAAAAUUACGAUUCUCCAGCAACGGCACGAGAGUAGAGAAAUGACCUUGCAAACGUUAAUUCGUGACUUAUUGAGGAAUCGAACGCAAUGCAAGGAUUGUAAAAACGAGAAGGGCAAAAAUCGGCAGCUUUGCUACUUUCGGCAGGAGCUUGAUCAUAUUUUAGGGAUGCUACAGGAGAUCACUAACGUCCAUUGAUAUCGCUGAAUCGAGAAAUCGUCUCUAUUAUUGUACAAUACAUCAGAUGGUUCUCGGUUCUCAUCGAAUAUUGUGAUAAUUUUUACAGGAUUAAGACUUGCGAUGUAAUCUUAAAUAAUUCCCGAGAGAGGCAUUAGAUAUCGAAAGUAUAUAGGUACGUUUGUACGCGUUUGUUCGCGUUACAUUUAGCCAAAAUAUUUAGUCGAUAUCCUUUAAUCGACUCUUCCAGGAUUUGUAAGGAUUAUUAUCGUUAUUAAUGCGCAAUCUUCUUUCUCGCGUUCAUGGUACACUGUUCGUUCUGCGAGUUCGUGCCUAUCAGCGUGGAAUUUGCAAAUUAUUCGGUAGGAUCACUGCCAGAGAAACGCUAUCGCGAACUAGCGUAGUCCAAUGACGAACGAACGUACAACUGUAUCACAAUUUUUUCUAUCUGUCGUCAAUUUUCUUGCCGCGCGUGCAAUAUCUCGAAAUACUGCCCCGCUUUAACUAAUCGAUUUUUAUUGAAUUAGAAAUUAAUUUUUAUAUACGUCGUACAUUCUUAAGAGAUUAGCUAAUAUUUUUUACUUAUUUAUUUAUUUAUUGAAUCUUGAAUAAAAAAAAAUUGCACGGCUGUUUAUACAACUUCUUUUUUCAUUGAUGUUAUUACAGCUUAUUUUGUUCUAAAAUCGUAUGACACGAUAAUUGGGGAGAGAGGGGAAGAAGAAAAGAUAAAAGUAGGCGAAUAAAAAUAUCUUCCAAAGAUAAAUGAUAUCUCUAGUUUUUUACUCGAUAAUUUUUGGAAACUUUGCUGUGUAUAUAGAGCGUUAAGAUAAACCGCUGUAUUUAUUUCGGAUAAAACUCUGCGUCGGUUUAUUCGCGAUCAACGAAGUCGAGUCAACGUGCUCGACUAUAUAUCAUGUGUAUUAUCGUAUACAUUAUAAAUACUCUAAUUUAUUAUUACUGUUGCCAAGUGUAGCUGGUGGUUUAACGAUCUCAUUAAAUGUAGUCUGUACGCGUCAUAACAAACGCGAGCACGUCGCACAAAUCAACGUGGCCGAGGCUGAAGGAUGAGCAAUAAAUGGAAUGCCUAUUUUUCUGAAACGCUUUCUAUGCGUUUUCAAGGCACUCAUCUUUCUGAGACUCGGUUACGUCAAAUCACACAAUCACACUCUUUUUCUAAAUAGAUUUAAGAUCGUUACAAAUACACAUAUAAUGUACAAAAUUCAAAAUAACUUUAAUAAACUUAAUCUUUUCGUCGACUAAUCGAUAUCUUUUC